AUGGGGUUAUCAUGUUUUUUUUACUUCAAAACUCUGAUACAAAAAUAUCAGUCAAAGUUUUGCAAAAAUUUUCAGAAGAUUUUACAGAGCUCUCAGUUGGUUGUUGAAGUCAUGGCGCGUCUGAAUCUCUUGAUUGUUCUUGUUCUGAGCUCCGUGGCUCUAUCGCAGUGUGGUGUAAUUUACAAGAAGUAUCGCAAAACUCUGCCAACAUCGAAGCCUCAUGAGAAGAAAGUGGAGGAAAUUUAUGAGGUUUUUCACACGUACCGUCGACCACCAAUGUACGGUCACUCUGAGAGAUUCAUCAAUAACUUCCUAGCUACCGAUUAUAAUCCUAAAGAAGUUCACCCUCAAUGGAAUCGACCAUCAAGAAUUACUACCCCAAGACCCACCGUAGCUCCAGUGGCUACAACCGAAGAACCUUGGACUACCACUACAGAAAAACGGCAAGGUACCACACAGUCCGCCAUCCAUCCAGAACUUGAAAUAGAAGCAGUGGAAACACAAGGUGGUGGGCAAGAAAGUGAAUGGGUUACAACAACAGAGGAAGACACAACCACCGAAGACGCUGCAACAACAACUACCACGACCACAACAGAGGCUAUUACAACAACCACAGAAGAUGAGUACGAUAAUUCCGAAUAUCAGUACAAAGAUGAAAAAGGAGAAGAAUAUGAUGAAAAUGAAGAUGAAGAUGGAGAAGACUACGCUGACGAUGGUUCCAUCAAUGAAGAUGAGUCGACUACUACAACAACAGAAUAUUCAUUUUGGGGUUAAGAGAUUUCAGCAAGCAUGAUAAUACUCUACCUCAUUGCAAGAGGUUAAAGUUGAGAUGAUGUAAAAAAAAUUGCAAAGUGUUUUAGAAGCACAAGUACCAGAUAAGCAUUUCC
Lutzomyia longipalpis is the source of this 887-nucleotide messenger RNA. RefSeq lists its product as uncharacterized. The record is from RefSeq and is a predicted model, not a curated record. Lineage: Eukaryota; Metazoa; Arthropoda; Insecta; Diptera; Psychodidae. The coding region runs from base 1 to 774 and encodes 257 amino acids. The transcript is spliced from 2 exons.